Messenger RNA from Paraphaeosphaeria sporulosa, 1650 nucleotides. Its product is annotated as uroporphyrinogen decarboxylase. Gene Ontology annotation, molecular function: uroporphyrinogen decarboxylase activity. Gene Ontology annotation, cellular component: cytosol. The transcript is spliced from 5 exons. Lineage: Eukaryota; Fungi; Ascomycota; Dothideomycetes; Pleosporales; Didymosphaeriaceae. The coding region runs from base 123 to 1313 and encodes 396 amino acids. Gene Ontology annotation, biological process: heme biosynthetic process. The record is from RefSeq and is a predicted model, not a curated record.
UGCCCGUGAUCCCUGCGAGCACGAUUCCCAAAGCAGCUAGGCUACCACGGAACGCGGAGCGCGGGGCAGUCACACUGAAGAAAGCUACAGUCGCCGCAUUUGCCUUCCUGUAUUCAGCAAAAAUGGCGCCACAAUUCGAGCCUCUAAAGAAUGACUUGAUCUUGCGGACGGCGAGAGGCGAGAAGGUCGAGCGCCCGCCCAUGUGGGUGAUGCGUCAAGCCGGACGAUACCUCCCCGAGUACCACGAAGCAAAAGGCAGCCAUGACUUCUUCGAAUGCUGCAGGUCACCCGAAAUCGCCUCGACGCUCACCCUCCAGCCCAUCGAACGGUUUGAGGGGCUCAUCGACGCAGCCAUCAUCUUCUCCGACAUCCUGGUGAUACCGCAAGCGAUGGGCAUGGAGGUCAUAAUGGUGGAUAAGAAGGGCCCGCACUUCCCGGAGCCGCUGCAAGGUCCCGAUGACAAACAAUACCAGGAGGUUAUGGAGCGCGAGGUUGACGUCAAAGAGUCGCUGGACUACGUAUACAAGGCCAUCACGCUCACAAGGCAAAAGCUGGCGGGUCGCGUGCCUCUGAUAGGCUUCUGCGGAGCUCCGUGGACGCUGCUGUGCUACAUGGUGGAAGGCGGAGGAACGAAGCUGUUCAUCCAGUCGAAAACAUGGGUCUUCAAGCACGGCGAGGAGAGCAAGGCGCUGCUGCAGAAGAUUGCAGAGCUCUGCGUCGAGUACCUAGCCUUGCAGGUUCAGGCUGGUGCGCAGAUGCUUCAAGUCUUCGAUUCGUGGGCUGGCGAGCUGUCACCUACCUCCUUCAAGACCUUCUCCCUACCCUACCUCACAUACAUUGCCGACAAUGUACCGAAGCGGCUCGCAGAGCUCGGCCUUGAAUCCGUGCCGAUGACAGUCUUCGCGAAAGGCGCGUGGUAUGCGCUGGAGGACCUGUGCAAGACCAGCUACAACACCAUUGGCCUGGAUUGGCUCCAUGACCCGGCUGAUGCAUACAAGAUAGCUCGCAAAUACGGCAAGGUCCUGCAAGGCAACGCUGAUCCCGGUGUAUUGUACGGCGGACGGGAAGCCAUCACGACUGUUGUCAAGGAGAUGGUCACUGGUUUCGGCGGGGGGAAGCAGGGCUGGAUAGCCAACCUCGGUCAUGGCAUCACUCCGUUUGUAAAGCCCGAUGACCUCAAAUUCUUCUUUGAGGAAAUUCACAGGCUUGCAGCGUCGAGUCAAGCGGCGGGGAACGAAGCAUCAGAAGAGCCUUCUGCAAGAGACUUGGCAAUGCGCGGGGAACCAAGCAAGAAUUUGCUCCACGGGAUAUAGCAUUGCAGUAAAAAGAAUUGUUUUCUAGAGCGAAUGUAAAAUCCGUGUGGCAGUUCAGCCCAACUGAAAGUAGUCCUUCAGAGGUUGCAGUAUCUGAUUCUACGUGGGCAACACACUCCCCAAUUUCUGGCCAACUGGCGAAAUGGCAUUCGUUUGCUUUUGGGUCGGAAUAUGGAGUACAUGUGAUGGAGGUGCUCUGUAUGGCUGCAUGGAAAUGCAUAAAGUCAACGAACACGGGGAUUCGAGAGGGUAUCUUCUCGUCUAACAGUCUGCUUUGCUCCAGGCUUUGUAAACUAAUUCAAAAUUCGUGAAAUAAUCAAUUAGUCUCCUCUCCAAU